UAAAAAGGUGGGGAGACAUCAAGGGCAUUGCUUGCAUUUGCAUAGUUUAUGAUAUACAAGAGAAGUCCCUUUGGUUCAAACACAAGCUUCCAUGCUUCUCUGAGUUUUGUUUUGUUUUUUUUUUUUUUUUUUAAUAUCUUAAAAUCAGCCGUGGAAGGGAAUAGCGGUUCAUCAUCUCCGAUGGAGAAAUCAACCACCUUCCUCAUUAGAAGAUCUAUCUACACUUUCCUUCAAUACUAUCACUACUUUACUGCAACUGCUGCAAUCCUUGCUUUGCCAUACUCCCUUUCGGUUCUUGUUUCGCAGUUCUUUGUCCCCUCUUCUCCUCUGUUACCAUCAAUCCACAAUCAUCUCAAAGCCAUUUUCAUGGCGGCCGAGUUUCCUCCCUCCUCGGACUUCUUCAGGGUUCUCAGUUUCAAGAUUUCCCAGACCAUUUCUUCAUCAAUCUUUGCUCUUCCUUUCACCCUUUCUUUCUUCCUCGUAGCCAAAGCUUCCAUCAUUCACCUCGUCAACCACCACCAUACCCCAACCUCCCCACUUUCAUUAUCUUCGGUUUUAUCCCUUUACAAGCCUCUCUUAUCCACUUUCAUAUGCAAUUUCUUCGUGCUUUUAUCUGCAAAUUCAACAGCUUUCUGCCUUUUGUUCUUUGGGUUCCAUUUGUUUAAUGGGUUUGGAUUCUCAUCGUCUCCCAAUUGGCUCAUCUUCAUGUCAGCUGCUGGUGCUGUUCUUUAUUCCGUAAUUCUUGCCAAUGCACUUAUAAUUUGUAACUUAGCAUUGGUUUCUUCAGGGAUGGAGAAAUCAGGUGGGUAUUCAGCAAUUUUAAGAGCUUGUGUUUUAAUAAAGGGAAGGGCUUCAACUGCUUUAGCAUUGGCAGUGCCUUGGAAUCUGGCGUUGGCAGCCAUUGAAGCUCUCUUCCAUUACCGCGUUGUGAGAGCCUAUCAUAGUGGUGAUUUCAACAGUUUCUCAAUUGCUUUAGAAGUGGUCUUAAUUGCUUACUUAUACUCCAAUUUCGUUGUUCUUGAUACUGUUGUGAGUUCCAUGCUCUUCAAAAGCUGCAAAACAGGUUGUUUGAUGGAUGAGGAAGGAAGGGAUUGUUACAGGAUUGAAAUUGUAGCAGAGAAAGAUGGAAAUGCUUAUGUGAAGUUGACGAAUAUUGAAUAUCUUCCAUAGAAAAAAAAAAAAAAAAAGCAGCCAUCAAAUUGUAUGGUCUUGAAUUUCUGCAUAUGUAAAUUCAUUUCAUACUGUAAUUUCAAGAUUCAUUUUCUGAGAAAACCAGGCGAUUUCUGAGGGAUAAGUGAUCAAAAUAUAUGGGAUAUAGGUUCAAGAAUCAAGAAACAGAAGAGGAAUUCUUUUUUUCUUUUUUCUUUUUUCUUUUCCUUUUUCCUUUAUAAAAUUCUGAUAAUGUUUAUAUUGGAAUUUGGGAACAGAUCUUCAUGUAUGUUAUUCCCUGAACAAAACUACUUUACCGGGAAAAAAAUGAAGGGAAAUUCCAUAUUAUAAUAUGAGGGAAAUAUGAAAUGUCAGGAAAAAUAUCAACUUGGUUAAACUUUGGGUUGAAA
This is a messenger RNA of Gossypium arboreum, 1559 nucleotides long. RefSeq lists its product as uncharacterized. The record is from RefSeq and is a predicted model, not a curated record. NCBI's taxonomy places the organism in Eukaryota, Viridiplantae, Streptophyta, Magnoliopsida, Malvales, Malvaceae. Bases 49 to 1170 code for a protein of 373 amino acids. The transcript has a single exon.